AAAACCAUCUUCAUUGAAAAACAUGACUCAAGCGGUGUUGGAGUAUAGCCUUUUAAUAGCCUAUUUGCCUCUAAUGCACUCUACUAAUAAGUGUUGAAUGAUACCUUUGCCCACACACUAGAACAGUUACCAUUGACGAUCAAUGCAUGCUGCGAUUAAACCAGUCACGAAUCAUUUGAAAAGCGAAAUUGCACUUUUCCACACAUAAAGCUCUUAACAGUUAAUUGGCUGAAAGCGAGUAAGAUUAAUUAAAAUUUCCUCUUUCGUGGCGCAUUUUCAUUCGUAUAAACCAGAAAAUGUAUCGUGACCCGGCAGCAUCUGCAUUAUACCAGCAAAAAAUGGCUUCAGGAAGACCCAUCAAAUGCGUUGUUGUUGGUGACGGAACGGUAGGGAAGACAUGUAUGCUCAUUUCUUAUACAACCGACAGUUUUCCCGGCGAAUACGUUCCCACGGUAUUUGACAACUAUUCCGCCCCAAUGGUAGUGGAUGGGGUGCAAGUUUCACUCGGACUCUGGGAUACCGCUGGUCAGGAGGAUUACGAUCGAUUACGACCUCUAUCGUAUCCACAAACGGAUGUAUUCCUCAUAUGCUUUAGCGUUGCCAGCCCGUCUUCUUUCGAAAAUGUUACUUCCAAAUGGUAUCCAGAAAUAAAACAUCACUGCCCAGACGCACCAAUCAUACUUGUCGGUACUAAGAUUGAUUUACGCGAAGAUCGAGAAACAUUGAGUGCGCUUGCUGAGCAAGGUUUGUCGGCGCUAAAACGUGAACAGGGACAAAAAUUAGCUAACAAAGUUCGUGCUGUCAAGUAUAUGGAGUGUUCAGCAUUGACGCAGCGUGGUCUUAAGCAGGUAUUUGAUGAAGCUGUACGAGCAGUCCUUCGACCAGAACCGCUCAAACGACGCCAACGAAAAUGUGUUGUGAUGUAAACGGAGAAUGUCUUCUUAUGAGAUUCGAAUACUACCGACAUCUCUUGUAUAUAGGAUUAAGUAGUGGAAAACUGAAGAAUCACAAAAAAAUCAUAAGCAAAUUCCAAACAAAACAAUAUUCAAAAUCUUAGUUUAAUGUGUCUCUUCGUACAGUUUUAAAAAUAUAAAACAAAAGAUGAAAAUAAGUCCCUGAACAACCAAAUAUUAGGCAAACUUUUUAAACCGUUCUACCGUGGAAAAACAUUCAGAUCUUUUGAAAACAUUUUUGUGCCAUCGUAACUAAUCACGAUCGAAUUGUAAGAACAUGUUUAAAAGAAUCCGUAUACCUCACGCCUCGUUGCAACCAAUUUUCAUUUCUCAUCUAUCGUUAGAAGGAAGACUGUGUUUCUAAUCUGAUAGAGUAACAACCGAAGACAAAGUGAGAACACAAGGCACCAAUUUUAUGCUACCCAUCGAAAUAAAAUUCUGCCAACCGUACGAGCGAAUUAUAAGUACAUUUAUAUUUACGACUAAUCCUAAAACAAUAAACAAAGGAUCGAAAUCGGUAAGGCCUAGCUAGAGGGUUUAUUGUUUACUGCUGUCCAUUGUUUUUCAAUCAUUUAUCCGAUUGGCAAUGCCAAAACCCAUUUUGGCACUGGAAAAAUCUAUUUUGACAAUGGCAUUUUGGUAAUGUCAUAAUCGAUCUUGGCUAUGUCUAUGUCCGAUUUGCAUCGCCAAGCAUGUAUUGUUUUAUAGAAUCAGAAGAGACAACCAUCCAAACUUAGACGAUGAAAAUGCUGUUACGUUAUGUAGCUGCGGGAUGGACGUCUUAUAAGACAGUACAUGGAAUGACACUAACAUGCAAAAAAAUCAAAUAUAUUUAAGUAGGACACCAUGACAUCAUUUUAUUGCUUUGUAAUAUGAUUUCCAACAUAACUACACGUACAAAACAGCUUUUGGAAUACAAUAGUUUUUACAACACCUUGAUCUAAAUUUUAACACCACUGGUAAUGAGACUGAAAAGAUAGAAACAAAAACUAGACGAUGUAUCCCAAAACCAAUUCUAAACCUUCUUGUAUUUUAUGCCAUGGCACCAACACAAAUACCCAAACGAUGCGUACCGAAAGACAAAGGGGAAGGAUUAGGAAACGAUACUAAUGAGAGACAAAGGAGUAAAAGGACUGUUUGUAAUGUGUUCUGCUAGUUUCGAUUUUUUUUACGGGAAAUGCAGUCAUCGGUUUUUAAUGCACAUCGAAAUGUGGUAACUUAUUCGUGAUUCCGUACAAAAUAUGAAUUUCAUUGAGACGCCUUUUUCGAGUGAUCGCUAAUCGUUGAUCGAGUUAAUCAAAUAUUGACCUCAAUUAUUGGCAGUUGCAAAACUCAAAUUUCUGACAUAGAAUAAGAACAUGUUGAAACGAUUAAAGGUACCUAAAUAUAAUUAACAUUUUAUUUUUGAAUUGUAAAAAUGGCUGAACUGUCCUUGUAUUCAUUUAAAAGUAAGCCAAUAAUGAUUCGCAAAAUAUCCUCCUGUCAGUUGAAUUCUCACUACAAAAUGUAUCCUUUUAAUCCUUUGUCUUUUGUGGUAAAGCAUGCCUUUGAGUAAACAAGAUAACCUUAAAAACAUUUUCAAAUGCUGCUUUGGUUGAAACGUAAAUAGAAAAAAAAUGUAAAUCUAGUCAGUAGUGCCCCUUGAAAAAUAAACAUAAAAUUGAAACAAUCUGAUAGAAACCAAUGAAGGCACUAAUCAAAAUAUUAACAGAGGACAGCUAUGAAAAAAUGUCAAUUUCUGGGUUUACUAAGUAUGAAGAAGAAGAUGACUUUCCGUUAUUGAAUACUCAUUGUAUGUAUCCUUUAAGUGUGUUACAAGUGAUUUUAAUUCGUACGUAAAAUCAAAACUGAGUUUGUCAUAUCAUAAAAAAAAUCAUUACAAAACCACAUGUGUAUGGUAUAGUGUUAAAAAGCUGACUUUAAAUACCGAUUCAGAAUUAGGUGACCGUUUCAAUAAACGCUCAUCAUUGGGUAACGGUUAUGAUUUCAACCUUGUACAAUUUACCCAUUUGUGAAUGCUUCAAACAAAUUAUGAAUGAUCAUCAUCGGGAGGGCAAUUAAGUAUGUUAAUAAUAGAACUAAUUUGUUUUGUUUUGAUAAAAUAUGUAUUUCCGUAUGGUUUUAAUUUUAACUACUCCAAUUGACGUGUCACAUGAAACAAUGUACUCGAAUGCAGCUUCUUAUUUAUGCUAAAUGAUUCCCUAGGUUUGUUUGUUUCAAUAAUUUAAUUUCAUUCGUAAGCAUUUAUAAACAUUUCUUUUUAUUGUAUUGCUAAUGACAGUAACAUUUUCUAUGAUUGUAGCAUAUAACUAUGAAAUAUAUAUAUUUUUUUCCGAA
Aedes aegypti (yellow fever mosquito) is the source of this 3290-nucleotide messenger RNA. It is a transcript of the gene Mtl, whose product is annotated as ras-related C3 botulinum toxin substrate 1. The coding region runs from base 297 to 926 and encodes 209 amino acids. NCBI's taxonomy places the organism in Eukaryota, Metazoa, Arthropoda, Insecta, Diptera, Culicidae. Gene Ontology annotation, molecular function: GTP binding; GTPase activity. The transcript has 4 exons. The record is from RefSeq and is a predicted model, not a curated record. Gene Ontology annotation, biological process: small GTPase-mediated signal transduction.